Neoarthrinium moseri is the source of this 1386-nucleotide messenger RNA. RefSeq lists its product as uncharacterized. NCBI's taxonomy places the organism in Eukaryota, Fungi, Ascomycota, Sordariomycetes, Amphisphaeriales, Apiosporaceae. The transcript is spliced from 2 exons. Gene Ontology annotation, biological process: transmembrane transport. The record is from RefSeq and is a predicted model, not a curated record. Gene Ontology annotation, molecular function: transmembrane transporter activity. Bases 1 to 1386 code for a protein of 461 amino acids.
AUGUCGGCCGAGUCUAUCACCCAGGUCACCUCCGGGCCCCGGAGGAACCAUAGCUGGUUCCGGUCUGUCGCCUUCCAGAUCGUCAUCGCCAGCGGCGUUUCUUUUACGGCCCCGGGCAUGUGGGACGCCCUCGGUGGUCUUGGUGCCGGCGGUGCCGCUGAGCCCUAUGCUGUGUCGGCGGCUAACGCGCUGGUCUAUGGGCUGUUUUCCAUCGUCUGUGUUGCGGCCGGCGCUAUCAACAACCGCAUUGGCCUGCGAUAUGGACUUGCUCUGGGUGCUAUCGGAUAUCCGCUCUACGGUGCGGGACUGUACACCAACAACGUCAACGCCACGACAUGGUUCAUGCUCUUCGGCAGUGCCAUCUGUGGUAUUUCGGCCGGCUUCUUCUGGGCUGCAGAGGCAGCCAUCAUCAUUGGUUAUCCCAGCCCGUCAGAUCGUGCAUUCUACCUGGCUAUUUGGCAGGCGGCCAAGGCCCUAGGCCCGAUCGUUGGCGGUGCUAUCAACCUCGGCCUGAACGCGAGUCGAUCAUCGACCGGCUCCGUCAGCUCGGCAACAUACAUCGUGUUCAUCGUCAUCAUGUGUCUCGGCCUGCCCAUUGCGCUCUGUCUGAGUCCGGCAGACAAGGUCUGGCGCCGGGACGGCACCAAAGUUGUUACGCACAAGGCGGCCACGUGGGGCGCUGAGUUCAAAGCCGUCCUCCAGCUGCUCGUCUCACGCCGUAUCUUGCUCCUGCUACCGGCCUUCUUCAUCAGCUACUUCUACAACGGCUUCCUCAGCACCUGGUUGACCACCUAUUUCACCGUGAGAUCGAGAGCCUUCUCGUCUUUCUUCACCAACUUCGCCGGUAUCUUCAGCUCCUUCAUCAUUGCCGGCCUUCUCGACCGCCAAUCGAUACAUAUCAAGACGAGGGCUAAAAUUGCUUUCUCAUCCAUCGUAGUCGUUUUGAUAGGCACUUGGAUUUGGGCCACAAUCUUGCAAAAGCAGUUUUACGAUGCUCCUGAGUCGCCCGUUUUUGACUGGUUCCAGGGAGGUUUCGGGAAGUCCUAUGCCUUGGUGUUCUUCUGGACCUUCGCGGGCCAAGCUUUCCAACAGUUUCUGUACUGGCUCGUCGGCCAGUAUGCAACUGACUUGUCAACUCUGUCUCACCACACUGGUAUUCUACGUGGAUUUGAAGCUCUUGGACAGACGGUGGCUUGGGCUAUGCAAUCCGAGGGCAACGCCAACCACUUUGUGAGCAUCGGCAUCAACUUUGGUAUUCUACUCAUCUGCAUCUUCCCGACAUGGGUUGUGCUCUCGGAGUUGGAACACAGUCACGAGGUCCGAGUCACUGAGGAAGACGUCGCCCACGACGAGGAAAGCACAACUGACAAUGAAUCUGGGAAAUGA